AUGCCGAAGAAGCCUUCUCCUAGAUUCCUCGUGCCCUUUGCAAGUUUCUCAAUUGAGGCUGGUGUGGACAAUGCAAUGACAAUUUGGGUGGAGGAUUGGAGGAUGAUAGAUUCAGAUUUCAUCGAUAAUGACAAGGACCCUGCUGAGCUGGAUGAAGCUACUCCUCAACCACUCCCUGAUCGAGAGGUGUACUUGUCUUAUUCUAAUUACAUUCAACAUUUUAGGCUUGUAAAGCCUCAAAAACACGCGCUAACGGCAUUUUCCGUAAUGGCCCAAGGUAGAGGCAGAAAACCAACACAGCAGCCAGCACCUCCUCGUACAGCUGGCCAUAGAGCAGCACCAGUCAACUUUUGUGAUGAUCCCGGUUCUGGAGAAGAAUUCAACUUCACUCCCUUGGACGAACAUUCUGCUAAUGAAGAUGUACAGCAUGUACAACGACCAAUCUCUCCCGCGAGUGUUGAGCCUGUAGCUGGCUCUGCUGCCUCCACCAGACCUGUCACGCCUUCUGAGCAAGCCUCAGAACCCUCAUGGAGCCGAACAGCCCCAGAUAUUGAUUUUUUCUUUGAACACAGAUCCAAGGUGCCUCCAAAGUGUUGUGAAACAAAAUGGAAAGUCCCUGCACUUGCGAGCGAAACUGGAACAGCCCCUGCGCCCCCUGGACAUGGAACACAACGUCCGCCAUUUUCCCAGGAGGCAUUGAUACAGCAUCUUCUCAAUUUCAUCGUUGCUGAUGAUCAGCUCCUCUUGCUUUUACGUGAGGACCUCGAGGACAAAGACAUUCCCCGCCAAACGAAGAUGCGCAAAUCCAUUAUCAAGGCAUGGCAUGCAUAUUUCAAGGUCCUAAAACAGGAAUUAGCAAUGAUACAGGGGGAUUCAUCGCAUCUGCAUCAGGCUCUCCAAGCGAUCCCGAUAAUCAGAGCUACGAAGAAGCAAUUGCUCGCGACCCAAUUGCAUUGUGCCAGAGUACCAUACGAGCAGUACGUGCCUCAGGUUAAGCAGGCACAACUUAUACGUGACAUGAAGGUUCGGUGGGACUCUCUUUACUUCAUGAUCAAUCGGUUUCGUAAACUACGCCUGGCUGUCGAGUAUUUUCUUUCUUUGCCUGUCAAUAGAGAGCUUGCGAAACUUAGACUUACUGAUAUGGAAUGGACUGUACUCCAGGAUUUUGAGAUCAUACUGGGUGUACCCCAUCAAGUGCAGAAAAUCAUGUCGAAAGAGUGCACUCCCAUUUUAUCAGGCGCAAUUCCUGCGUUCGAAAUUAUUGACUGGGCAACAACUUACUACAAGAAAAUGGAUGAUUCACCUGCCUACGUUAUUGUGAUGUUGUCUCAGUUUGUUAUGGUGACAAUGCAAAAAUACCAUGACCGUCUUCAUGGACAAGUUCAACAACCUACACCUGGUACAGUGGCCUCGCAGCAACAGAGGCGAAGCUGGCAUGACUUAGCUGGACAAUACAGGCUCGAAGAUAUGAUGGACCUUUCGGGUGCUUCUUUGCAGCAUGUCCAAGGAGUUGAAGAACAGUUUGAGUCAUAUGAAAAUGGGCCGCUCUCACUGCGUGGCACAGAUAUUGUAGUGUUUUGGGUGAUAGGUGAUAAAACUCAUCCAAUAUUAUACGCAAUGGCAUUAGAUUAUUUACCCAUUCAAGCAUCCUCGGUUCCUUCUGAGCGUGUUUUUUCAUCCAGUGCUGAAACUGAUACAAAGAGGCGAAAUCGAAUCCACCCUGUUCUAAUGGAGGCACUUCAAAUGUUAAAAUUUUCGUUCAAGCAGCAACAGCUAAACUUUACGGAGGGAUGGGCUGUCACAGAAGACGAACUCGAGUACUACGCAGAUGACGACGAAGAUGCAGUGGAUUUGUUAGGGAAGCUAACUUCAGAAAUUAUGGAGGAUGGUAUAGAUAUUGAUGAGGUAAUUCACGUUGUUGGACAGGAUGACGAGGAUUGA
Laccaria bicolor S238N-H82 is the source of this 1941-nucleotide messenger RNA. RefSeq lists its product as uncharacterized. The coding region runs from base 1 to 1941 and encodes 646 amino acids. NCBI's taxonomy places the organism in Eukaryota, Fungi, Basidiomycota, Agaricomycetes, Agaricales, Hydnangiaceae. Gene Ontology annotation, molecular function: protein dimerization activity. Gene Ontology annotation, biological process: regulation of transcription by RNA polymerase II. The record is from RefSeq and is a predicted model, not a curated record. The transcript is spliced from 15 exons. Gene Ontology annotation, cellular component: nucleus.